CUCAGUUGCAGUUUGCUGAGCGUCCAGCAGAGGUCAGCCAUGCCACACAUCAACACCACCGAACUGCAGUCGCUCCUGCUCUCCCUCCUGCAGCACUGCCUCAACAGCACAAGCAUGCUGCCGCCGCCGAUACCUCAGAACUACACUACCCAGCAGGCUGUGCACCACAUGGCUGGAUCCAGGGCCCACACUGAGUCUCAGGGCAUGAUGUAUAUCCUCCUGGUGGUUGGCAUGUUCAGUUUCUUCACAUUCGGCAUCAUGCUCAGCUACAUCCGCUCCAAGAAGCUGGAGAGCUCUCAGGAUCCGUACCACCAGUACAUCGCCCACGACUGGACCAAGGUGAUGACUCCGUCCAGGGCCGUUGCUCAGGCGCUGCAAGCUGCAGGUGACGGAGCCAGUGGCAAGGAGCCCAUCGUCAUCUGCAACCCUGCGACACUGGAGCAGCUGCCAGACUAG
This is a messenger RNA of Plectropomus leopardus (leopard coralgrouper), 456 nucleotides long. The record is from RefSeq and is a predicted model, not a curated record. NCBI's taxonomy places the organism in Eukaryota, Metazoa, Chordata, Actinopteri, Perciformes, Serranidae.